AUGGAAUGGAUCCCAGCCAAUAAUCCGUUUGCAACCACAGUUAACAAUAUUAAUCAAGACUUUGCUCAGAAAAAUGUCUAUCAAAAGGACGGUGUUCCUUUCUGGCUUCGUGCUGAGCAUGAAGCUAUGCAGAGAAAUCUUGAUGCCUUACAAAAUGAAAGUUUUUUUCUUUUGCAGACAAUCAAUAAAUUUCAGGAAAUAAUGAUUGUUGGGUCGAAUUUUACAGGAGAAGUUGAACAUUCUGGGGCAUUAACAGUCAAAAUGCCAGAUAUUUUUCAGAGACCAUACAUGUUACGCACUUAA
Eruca vesicaria subsp. sativa (arugula) is the source of this 303-nucleotide messenger RNA. NCBI's taxonomy places the organism in Eukaryota, Viridiplantae, Streptophyta, Magnoliopsida, Brassicales, Brassicaceae. The record is from the annotation of a GenBank genome assembly.